AUGCUUGAUGGACGUUUCAAUCAGCUUUCUAUAUUUCAUGUUAAUAUUGAUAUAAUUCGUGGCUCAAGUUUGGUAAUCAAUAAUAAGGAAAAAUUACCUAAUUUAAGCUCGUUUGUACUUUAUACUGCUCAUUAUACAAAUAGUUAUGAUAAAUUAAUUGUACCACUUUUACAUCGAAUGACAAAUUUAGAAAGACUUCAUUUAUCUUUUGUUGGUUAUGUAACAAAAUCGUUUAUUGAUGGUAAUAAUUUAAAGCAAAAUAUCAUCUAUCAUAUGCCACUAUUAAAGAAAUUCAUAUUUAAUAUUCGUUCAGUUUGGUUUGAUAGUCCCAUGAAUAUACCAUCAACUGAAGAUAUUCAACAAACCUUCAAAGAUUUAAAAGAUAUGCAUAUCAUAUCUUGUGUUGAUUACUUCCAAAAAGAAAAAUAUAGUCAGUGUCUUGUUUAUUCAUAUCCAUAUGAAUUAAAACAUUAUCGUGAAAUUACAAAUCAGUUUCCUGGUGGUUUAUUUAGAUGUGUGCGCGAAGUCUCAUUACAUGAUGAAUAUCCAUUCGAGCAUGAAUUUUUUCUUCGCGUUGCUCGAUCAUUUCCAUUAUUAGAAGAAUUAACUUUAAUUAAUAAAAAAAAGCAAAUCAAUAGAUGCAUUCAAAAUCAAAAUAAACAUUUACCAAUUAUUAAGUAUUCUCAUCUAAUACAACUUGAUCUUUCUGAAGCUGAUCAAGAUUAUUAUGAACAAUUUUUAUUCGAUACUAAAACAUGUUUACCAAAUAAUCUUCGUGUUCGAAUGAAUUAUCAAUCAGUGAAAAAAGUGACACGCAAUUUUCGAAGAAAUACAACGCGUUAUAAUUGUAUCAAAAUAAUACACGCUCGUUUUUACAACAAAUUUAAUUUUCCUGAACAUUUGAAAGACUACUUUCCUAAUGCAUAUAUAUGUUGA
Molecule: messenger RNA, 936 nt
Organism: Adineta steineri
Lineage: Eukaryota; Metazoa; Rotifera; Eurotatoria; Adinetida; Adinetidae
Source: the annotation of a GenBank genome assembly